AUGUCCACACCUACUUAUCAAGGUAUAUCCGACACAGCCACUUGGGAGCAGAUCGCCAUCCUGAAGGAUCAUGACGACCUCAUCGACACCAUCUCCUCGUCUCGCAACGACCGCCUCCUUGCAAGUGCAUCUGUUGAUCACACAACGCGUCUAUGGAAUCUGGAUAUCAACCUCCCAGUCGGACCACGCAUCCAACAUGAAGGUGAUGUGCGCUGCGCAGCACUUUCCGCUGAUGGAAAGCUGAUUUUCAACGACGUGACAAACGGUGCUCGUUCCUCCAGAGCAUACGGUAACUAUCACUAUUCCUCUGCCCGCCAUUCCCACUGUCUCACACCCUCUUUGGGAGUGAGAGUACGCUCUUUCGUCGCCUUUGGUCACCUUUCCGUCGCUCUCCUCGCAACAAACGAUGCAACCAAACUCCAGCAACGCCCAAGGUAG
This is a messenger RNA of Suillus subalutaceus, 438 nucleotides long. RefSeq lists its product as uncharacterized. The coding region runs from base 1 to 438 and encodes 145 amino acids. The transcript is spliced from 4 exons. NCBI's taxonomy places the organism in Eukaryota, Fungi, Basidiomycota, Agaricomycetes, Boletales, Suillaceae. Gene Ontology annotation, molecular function: protein binding. The record is from RefSeq and is a predicted model, not a curated record.